Striga asiatica is the source of this 579-nucleotide messenger RNA. NCBI's taxonomy places the organism in Eukaryota, Viridiplantae, Streptophyta, Magnoliopsida, Lamiales, Orobanchaceae. The record is from the annotation of a GenBank genome assembly.
AUGCUGUAUGCGCGUCUAGCGGUGGUGUUGGACAUACGUAAGCCCUUAUGCGCAAGUUUCGCUAUCCGUGGAAAGGUCCAGCGAGUGGAAUAUGAGUUUUUCCCGAACAUCUGUUUUCACUGUGGAAUUUACGGACAUGCCGUGGCGCUUUGCCCAGAUCGCUCUAGCUCAAGUGCGGGGGAGGGGGAGUCAGCUGAUGGUGUGGCUCAGAGGAAUGGUAAUCGUGACACUACCGGCGAUGCUGCGGGUGGGUCGACUAAGACGGCGGAGGAUGAUGGGGGCAACUCGAGUGUGUAUGGUCCGUGGAUUGUGGCGAAGACUAUGAACCGGCCGGCUAAUGGGUGUAGUAGAGGGGACAAAGUGGUUGGUUUGAAGCAGCCGGUAAAUGGUGGUGGUCGAGGGUCGAGGUUCGAUGCCCUCUGGGAGCAUGAGAGAGAGGAACAUGAAUCUGUACAGGGUGUCGAGCCUACGUUUACCUUUGGGCUGGAGAAGAGUAUGCUGGGAUCGUCAUCGGGUGCCUCUGGGCCUGAUAAAGGGAAAGAAGAAUGGCGGAGGUUCUCGGGUAAGUCUAAGAAAUGA